CAAGAUCCGAAUCUCUACGGGCAACCAGCGCCCAAGAAACAAAAGAAGGAGUUGAAUCUUUCGGGUUCUCUAACCUUCUCGUCCCAGCUUAGUUCACUUCUCGCCGCGUCCUCAGCGUCAUCAACAUCAUCACCUGCCAGCACGACAGCCACAACCGGUCGUGCGCGGCCCUCUAAAGCUGGCAAGGACAUCUUUUCUGGGGUGAAAAAGAAGACUAAGCCUGGCGCGAAGACCGUUAACGAGGACAGAGACGGCAAGCUGACGCUCAAAGAGCCCGUGGGCACCGAAGAUGAGAAGAGGGAGCUUGAACGCGCCCGCCGGAAUAUGGAGCACAAGGCCCGUCUCUAUGCCGCCAUGCAACGCGGGGAUUAUAUCGGCAAGGAAAUCGGCCUGGUUGACUUUGACCGGAAAUGGGCGGAGGAGCAAGAGAAGAAAACAGGCCACACUGGCGAGGUCUCAUCUUCAUCAGAGGAUGAAGAGUCCGAGGUAGAAAGGGAAGAGUUAAUAGAGUACACCGACGACUUUGGCCGCACCCGCCUCGUCACGCCAGCCCAAAAGGCCAAGCUGGAGCGCUCCCGCUCCUCCGCCGCCGAACUCACGCAAAUGUCCGCUCGCCCUGCCGAGCCCGAGCAGCUGAUCGUAGGCGAUACCAUCCAGACGGAAGCCUUUGCCGCCAUUGUGACUGCGGACCGGUUGGAAACUAUCAAUGAGCUAGCCGCCAAGCGCGACAGGAGCGCGACGCCGCCUCCGCCGACCCAUUACGACGCGAACUGGGAGAUCCGCACCAAGGGUGUGGGAUUUUUCCAGUUCAGCAAGGACGAGAAGAAGAGAGAGGAGGAAAUGAGGGCGCUAGAGGAAGAACGCAAGAAGACGGAGGAGAAGAGGAGGGAGCGGGAGGAAAUCUUGGAGAAGAGGAAGAGAGAGAUUGAAGAGAGGAGGAAGGAGAUCAAGGAGAGGGGAGCAAGAAAGAUGGCGGAUAACUUUUUGGAAGGGUUGGGU
Neurospora tetrasperma FGSC 2508 is the source of this 999-nucleotide messenger RNA. RefSeq lists its product as uncharacterized. Gene Ontology annotation, cellular component: nucleus. The annotation marks the transcript as partial. The transcript has a single exon. Lineage: Eukaryota; Fungi; Ascomycota; Sordariomycetes; Sordariales; Sordariaceae. The record is from RefSeq and is a predicted model, not a curated record.